Carassius gibelio (silver crucian carp) is the source of this 3095-nucleotide messenger RNA. RefSeq lists its product as uncharacterized. Gene Ontology annotation, cellular component: external side of plasma membrane. NCBI's taxonomy places the organism in Eukaryota, Metazoa, Chordata, Actinopteri, Cypriniformes, Cyprinidae. Gene Ontology annotation, biological process: cellular response to lipopolysaccharide; positive regulation of T cell proliferation; immune response. Bases 9 to 677 code for a protein of 222 amino acids. The record is from RefSeq and is a predicted model, not a curated record. The transcript has 4 exons.
AUACAGCCAUGGUUUACUGGAUUCUUCUUGGAUUUAUUGGAAUAAUUGGAUCUCUAACUGGUGUUUCUUCCAUUACUGUGGUGCUGAAUCAGCGAGCAUCACUUCCCUGCUGCAGCGGUGAAAAAGUCGUGUGGAGGAAGACCGUACCCAUAGAAGCUACUGUUGCUGAAUGCCUAAAGCAGAAAUGCAUCGUAAAAGACCCUUUUCAAGAAAGAUUUGCAGUCAAGAGUGAAAAGAACCACUCUCUAUUUCUCAACCCAGCUAAAUACAAUGACCUGGGGCAAUACGAGUGCAGCUGUGAUGGCUUUAUCAAGCUAAUUAAGCUGGAUGUUGUAGUUCCUAUGAACAUGACGGUUGAGGAGCUGGGAAACGUCACUCUUCCGUGUUAUGCGGACACUCAAAGCGGUGUCAGGGAUGUGACGUGGCUACAUAAUGAACAAAACGCUCUGCACUACACAACAGACAGAGGCUCGAUCCCAGGCCUGGGCUAUGAGGAGAGAGUAUCUCUGACAGAGGACGGGUUCAGAGACGGUGAUGUGUCUCUGACCAUCACUGGUGUCCAUCAGACAGACGCAGGAUUAUACCGCUGCUUCGUUCAGGACGAGACGGAUCGAGGAUACCCACACGCUUACAUGCUGCAUGUGAUCAACAUCACCCACAGUGGAAACUCCAGAUAGCGAGCCCGUACAGGAGAGUGACCAAAACCAAUCAACUCGUCCUUUUUAUUCUGGAGAAGAGACCUACGUACUGUCGAACCUAAAGAUGAACGAUUACAGUUAUUCUAAUAAUGAAAACACUGACUCCAUUUAAACACAUGAACAUGACUGUUAGGGUGUCAUUCAUGUAACUGGAUGCUGCUUGUUUAAAGGGGUCAUAUGAUGAUUUCUAAUUUUUCCUUUCUCUUUGGAGAGAUAUUCUCAGGGCCGGCGCUAGCCAUUUGGGUGCCCUAAGCACACGCCUACAUUUCCAAAAAAAAAAAAGUUGCUACAUGUCAGAGAAUUUGUACUUUUUUUUUUCUUUUUCUUUUUUCAGUUUUCACAAGUCAGUUGAAAUGAGUAGAACAGACAUGUACAUAACUUUCAAUAUUUAUUGCACGUCAACAGACAGCAAGAGGUUUAUCCUGCACUUCAAGUAUUAUCUUUGUAAGAAAGGGUGUUUUUGGCCACUAGCUUUGUAGAUGCGUGUCACACAUUGCAUGUACUCAUUACAUGCACGUUCUUGCCUUUGACCACAAUGAAUUUGAAGUAGUGCUUAUAUCUUCACCUUGAAAAUGCCAACUUUUCAUCGGAUUGCUCCUGACUCGCCAUCUCUGCUGCGAAUCUCUGUGUAGCUGUUGCGUGUGUGUGUGUGUGUGUGUGUGUGUGUGUGUGUUUGUUUGGCGCCGCUUGCGCUGUCGCGUGUGCCGGCAUGUGUGUAAAAACACUGGCUCUGAUUGGCUACCAUGAAACACAUGACUCUGCCUUAGCCAAUCACAACCGCUUAUCUCGUCAUUAACCCACCUCCUCACUCUCUCCAGGGGUGCGUUCGGAUUACAUAAUUUAUUAAAUCAAUGCAUAGUAACGCACCGCAUUUAACGUUCAGUAACGUUAACGGCGUUGUAACGACGGGAAAAGUAAUUAGUUAGAUUACCGCGUUACUGAAAAAAUAAUGUCGUUUCCUAACACCGUUCUUUUAAAACUAAAUUUUUUAUUCUUACCUAGCUGCAAGCGACGCGCGAGCAUCAUCCCGCUGUCUCUUCUUUUUUCUUUUUUCUGCCCCCGACUCUUGGUGCCUUUUCGAGGCCAUGUCUGAGGUCGGUGUCUGCCAAAUUUGACAUUGAUAGAGGCAUAAUCGAACAGACCACUGGGAGGUGGGGAAGGGGGGGCACCAGAGGGAGACUGGCACAGAGAUUCACCUUUUUCUCGACUAAUUUGGUCUAGGCCUAUAUUACUUUUGUAUUGCUUUUGUAUAUUAACAUGCUUUUAGAAAUAUUUUAUUUGUUAUUUAUACUAGUAGCCUAUUGUGAUUUUUUUUAUUAUUUUUUAUUAUUUUUUUUCACGACCCAGAUUUUUUUGGUGCCCCCCCCCCAAGCACUUGGUGCCCUACGCGCAGUGCGUGAUGUGCAUGUGCGCAGAGCUGGCCCUGGAUAUUCUUUAUCAAAGUUAAGACUCUGCCACGCCUCUGAUCCAUGCUGGUCGCUGAGGAAAUCAUGUUUAUCACAUUUAUAAUGGGUUUUAUGUUUAUAUCUCAUCGCUCCGGGAGGACAAGGCAUCACAAUAUGUUAAGGGGCGUAACAUUUCCGUCGCAUGCUUGAGGCAUUCGGCCAAUCACAACACACUGGAUAGCUGGCCAAUCACAGCACACCGCGCUUUUCAGAGGGAUGAGCUUUGUAAAAAUCGAUGCGUUUCAGGAGGCGGGGCAUAGAGGAGAACCAGUAACGUAUAUUAUGUGGAAAAUAAACCUUAAACCACAUAAACCCAUUUCAUUACACCAAAUAAUCAAAAUAAUGUUCUUUUUAGCAGCGUAUGAUCCCUUUAAUGCACAUGUGAACACUGUAUUUUGAACACUGUUAUGUUUCAUAUAUUCAUUUGUGUACGGAGUUGGUUGGAGAGCACAAAAAUGUAGAUGUUUAGUGGCCUCUUACAGCCCCCUUUACCGUCUCCUCCUGAACUUAUUAUUAGUCACCGUUUGCUUUCUUUAUUUUCAGUCACCAGUGACAAUAUGUAUGAGCGAAAUGCAUGUAACCUCUGUGUAACCAUUUUCCUGGUUCUUCAUUAUUUUUGUAUUGUUGUUAAUGUCUGGUGUAUCUGUGUGUUACCUCAAGGUUUUUUUUUUUUUUUUACUUUUGUAUUUGUACAAUAAAAAAUAAGCCUCACGAUGGAGCCUGGUUUUUCCGGAGAAAGAUUCAAAGGUUCAAAUAUCUAAAACAGCGCCAUCUGGUGGUUAGUAAAAAAUUAAGCAAAUAGAAGCCUGUGACAGAAACUUCGUCGAAUGAAGACCCCACACACAUUUCGUAGAUAAAAGAAAAACGUACACACAGGGUCGGCUCAGGCUGUGUUGGUGCACAUUUUUCAAACUUCACUAUAAUAUAACAUAACCUACAUCCUGAUAAGUAU